UAAAAAUUUAUUGAAAAUAGUAACACUUUAUUCUCAGUUUUAGUUAUUCAGAUUGCAUGUUAGUUCGAAUAGAUAUUACAGAAGUUUCAAGUGUUAUAAACACCUGUUGACACUAUAUACACGUAUUUAUAUAUAGUGUGUAAGUACCACGUGCAUUUCAAACAUUCGACGCAAGUACUCGGCAUUUAUUUAAGCCGUGUUUUAAUUAAACACUGACUAAAUAGAUUGGACAAACGAAAUGGUUGGGGAAAAAGUUUUAGUUAUUGGCGGUGGUGGACGAGAACAUGCCAUUUGUUGGAAACUAGCUCAAUCUCCUCAUGUUGAACAAAUCUACGUCUCUCCUGGAAACUGUGGUAUGCAAAAAAUAAACAAAGUGACUCUGAUAAACCUGAACGUUAAAAACAACAAAGAAGUGACUGAGUGGUGUAAAAACAAUUCAAUAAGUCUGGUAGCAGUUGGUCCGGAAGAAUACUUAGCAAAUGGUAUCGCAGAUGAAUUAAAAACCAGGGGAGUGAUGUGUUUCGGGCCCGAGAAAUCAGCAGCGCUCAUAGAAUCCGACAAAGAUUGGGCAAAGUCGUUUAUGGACCGACACAAAAUUCCCACCGCACAAUGGCGAUCUUUCACAUCCGCUGAAGAAGCCAAAUUAUUUGUCAAAAACGCGCCAUUCCGGGCAUUGGUGAUAAAAGCGACUGGUCUGGCGGCAGGUAAAGGGGUCGUGGUAGCAGCCUCUGAGGACGAAGCAUGUUUUGCAAUUGACGAGAUGCUUGUUGACAAGAAAUUCGGCGCAGCCGGAGAGACAAUCGUCGUUGAAGAGCUGCUCGAAGGAGAAGAAGUUUCCAUGUUAGCGUUCACCGACGGCAAAACCUUCAAAAUGAUGCCACCGACUCAAGACCACAAAAGAAUAUUCGACGGUGACCUGGGUCCCAACACCGGUGGAAUGGGCGCUUACGGCCCCUGUCAUCUGCUGACUCCAGAGGACCAAGAAAUCGUCAGGAAAGUUCUAGAAUCAGCGAUUCGCGGGUUCCAGGAUGAUAAACUUCCAUACGUGGGCGUUCUGUACGCCGGGCUGAUGUUGACCAAGUCUGGGCCCAAAGUUCUGGAGUUCAAUUGUCGGUUUGGUGAUCCAGAGACUCAAAUAAUCAUGCCCUUGUUGGAUUCUGAUCUCUUUUUGAUAAUGAAGUCAUGUUGUCAAGGUAAUUUAUCUUCUCUGAAUAUCAACUGGCACGCGGAUAAGUUUGCCGUUGGAGUGAUUCUGGCAUCUCGUGGCUACCCAGCUUCUUCCUCAAAGGGCCAGGUGAUAACCAACAUCAGUUCCAUAGAAUCAUGUCCAAACCACUUUGUCUUCCACAGCGGAACGGCUUUGUCCAACGGCGAAAUAGUAACCAACGGUGGAAGAGUCCUAAUAACAACUUGCAUAUCUUCUUCUCUGGAAUCCGCAGCAGCAAAAGCAACCAUUGCAGCCAGAGAAAUUUCUUUCGACGGCAAGCAGUUCCGAAAAGACAUCGCGCACAAAGGAAUCGCUUCGUCGAUCCUAAAGUCUGGGACUUUGUCCUACAAGAGCAGCGGAGUUGAUAUCGAAGCUGGCGAUUCCUUAGUAGGGCGAAUAAAGUCUCUAGUUUCGGGAACAAAGACUUCAGGAGUGUUGGGGUCCAUCGGAGGAUUCGGAGGACUUUUUGACACUCGCGCAGCGGGGUUUGUAGAUCCUAUUCUGGUGAGCGGAACCGAUGGAGUUGGGACUAAGCUGAAAAUCGCUAUUGAGGCGGGUAAGCAUCAAACAGUUGGGAUAGACUUGGUAGCGAUGUGCGUCAAUGACGUCCUAGCACAUGGAGCCCAGCCGCUUUUCUUCCUUGACUACUUCGCUUGUGGUCAUCUGGAUGUUAAUGUAGCCGCUGAAGUGGUCAGUGGCAUUGUUGAAGGCUGCAAGCGAGCUGGCUGUUCGCUGAUUGGCGGUGAAACUGCUGAAAUGCCGGAUAUGUAUUCUACAGGAGAUUAUGAUCUUGCAGGAUUCGCUGUUGGAGCUGUUGAGAGGGGAAAUUUACUCCCCAGAAGCGAAGAAAUAGGUGAAGGUGAUGUAGUUAUCGGGUUGCCUUCUUCGGGAGUUCACAGCAACGGAUUCAGUUUGGUGAGAAAGAUUCUUAAGUUAAAUGGAAUUUGCUUGAAUGAUACUGCGCCGUUUUCAACACAAACUUUUGCUGAGGAGCUGCUGGAACCAACAAGAAUUUACACGCGUAAUGUUGUUGAGGCUCUGAAGGCCAAGGUUGUUAAAGCGUUUGCUCAUAUUACGGGCGGAGGAUUGGUGGAAAAUGUCCCGAGAGUUUUGCCCCCUGGGCUGGCGGUUGUUCUUGAUGCUGAGAAAUGGAAGAUUCCUAAAAUUUUUGGCUGGUUGGCAACUGCUGGUGGAGUAAAUGAAGCAGAGAUGCUGAGGACUUUUAACUGCGGAAUUGGAGGAGUUAUUGUUUGUGCUAAACAGCAUCAGGAUAGAGUUUUAAAGCUGCUGGAAGCUGAAGAUGCGGUUGUUGUUGGGUCCGUGGUGAAGAAAAUCGACAAGCCGACUGUGGUGGUAAAUUUUUUACGCGCUAUUGAAAGCGAAAUGCGUCGGUAUGUGCCGAUGUUGAUGGAGAGACUGGUCUCACCGUGUAAGAAGGUGGGGGUUCUUAUUUCUGGCAGCGGAACUAACCUUCAAGCGCUUAUUGACGCUACUAGAGACCCUGCGGAGAGAAUGUGUGCAGAAAUAGUUCUUGUUCUGUCGAACAAGCCCGGAGUCGAGGGACUGGAACGGGCUAAACGGGCUGGCAUCCCCACGAGCGUUAUUAAGCACGCGGAUUACAAGACACGCGAAGAGUUUGAUGAAACUAUGGAUCAGGAGUUGAGCGCUAAGGGAGUGGAAAUAGUUUGUCUUGCGGGAUUUAUGAGGAUUUUGUCGGAGAAAUUUGUUAGAAAGUGGAAAGGCGCUUUGCUUAAUGUUCAUCCUUCAUUGCUACCAGCUUUCAAGGGAGCUAAUGCUCAUAAAGAUGUUUUAGAGAUGGGCGUCAGAGUUACUGGGUGCACUGUUCACUUUGUUGAGGUUGAAAUUGAUUCCGGAGCAAUAAUCGAACAGGAAGCAGUACCUGUUUUACCGGAUGACACGGUUCAAACUCUUCAAGAAAGGGUCAAAGUCGCUGAACAUAGAACUUAUCCCAAGGCAUUGCAAUACCUUGCAACAGGUCGUAUUGGGUUGGAUGCAAAUGGCAAAAUUUAUUGGAACUAUUAAUUUGAAUCUUCUUUUUCUUAAAAAUUAUCCAUAGCCUUGAAUUUAUAUUUUCUUA
Molecule: messenger RNA, 3305 nt
Organism: Cotesia glomerata
Lineage: Eukaryota; Metazoa; Arthropoda; Insecta; Hymenoptera; Braconidae
Gene: Gart
Product: trifunctional purine biosynthetic protein adenosine-3
Exons: 4
Coding region: 239-3250 (1003 amino acids)
Biological process (GO): adenine biosynthetic process; 'de novo' IMP biosynthetic process
Cellular component (GO): cytosol
Molecular function (GO): phosphoribosylglycinamide formyltransferase activity; phosphoribosylamine-glycine ligase activity; ATP binding
Source: RefSeq, a predicted model, not a curated record